Molecule: messenger RNA, 1344 nt
Organism: Rhodotorula graminis WP1
Lineage: Eukaryota; Fungi; Basidiomycota; Microbotryomycetes; Sporidiobolales; Sporidiobolaceae
Exons: 6
Coding region: 8-1159 (383 amino acids)
Biological process (GO): endoplasmic reticulum membrane organization
Cellular component (GO): endoplasmic reticulum membrane; plasma membrane
Molecular function (GO): FFAT motif binding
Source: RefSeq, a predicted model, not a curated record
CGGCGCCAUGUCGGUCACGCUCUCGCCCUCGAGCCAGCUCGGCUUCCAGCGCCCGCUCACGCAGCUCGUCAAGCGCUCGCUCGCCGUCAGCAACCACAACUCGCAGGCGGUCGCCUACAAGGUCAAGACGACCGCCCCGAGGCAGUACUGCGUCCGCCCCAACUCGGGUCGCAUCGAGCCGGGCGAGACGGUCGAGGUCCAGGUUCUCCUGCAGGCCAUGAAGGAGGACCCGGCGCCGGGCGCCAAGUGCCGCGACAAGUUCCUCGUCCAGAGCAUCAUCAUCACUCCGGAGCGCGAGGACGUCGCCCUCGCCGAGCUGUGGUCGGUCGUUGAGCAGGAGGACAAGUCGCGCGGCGAGGCGGCCCCGAGCCAGAUCCACGAGCAGAAGAUCCGCUGCGCCUACCUCCCCGCCGCUGAGCACGGCUCGAUCCCGGAAGAGACGACUGGGCACGACACGCCGCGCACCUCGAACGUUGAGCCGGCCUUUGCCUCGGCCGUCAGCCCCUCGUCGCACGCGUCGAGCACCCCGACCCAGCCGUCCGCCACGUCCGCCCGCGACGCCUCGCCCUCGCCGGCCCAGUUCCACAACUCGUCGUCGUCGUCGCCGGCGGCUUCGUCGCCCUCGCCCGCCAUGGCCGACAAGGCGCGCGACGUCGCCGCCGGUGCGUCGGGCGCGGCGGCCGGUGCGGCGGCGGCCGUCGGCCUCCCCGGCGUCGCCAACGCGAUCGAGCGCAACGCGCCCAUCCAGUCGUCGGGCGGGCCGGCCUACCUCUCGGCGUCGUCGCCCUCGGGCGCCGCCUCUUCCGCGCCCGCGUCGUCCUCUACGACGACGAAGGCGACGAGCGCGAGCACGAGCACGAGCACGGCGGCGGCUGGCGGGUCGGACGAGCUGUCGCGCGUGCGGUCGGAGCUCGCGGCGACCAAGGCCGAGCUUGCGCGCGUCAAGCAGCAGCUCGACGCGAGCGAGACGACGGCGGCGACGCUGCGCUCGCGCGGUGCGGGUGCGGGUGCGGGUGCGGGCGGAGCGGGUGCGGGCAAGGAGGCGAGCACGGCGCAGGCCGUCGUCGAGCUCAAGGGGCAGGAGGGCGUCCCGGUGCAGGUCGUUGCGGGCUUGAUGUUUGCCGCCGUCGUCGUCACCUACCUCACUUGCCGCGCCUGACCGCAGCCGCUUUUGCCCCCUCCCCCGUCUGUAACCUGUUGAUCUGUCUACACUCUUCCCCUCCCUUGCCCCCUGCGAGUCGCACCCCUCGCUUCCCCCCUUCGUCGUCUGCCUGCCCUCCCGCCUUUAUCUCUCGCCUCGCCUCGCCUCGUCGUUCCGGAUGCAACUCGCUCUCUCGAUCUCAA